AUGGGAUCUUUACUUUUUGUAUUGCCUUGUUUUUCCAUUCACUUGUUUUUAUUGCUUCUUACUCUUUUUAUUUCCAAAUCCUUCUCACUAUGUAACCCUCAUGAGAGCUCUGCAUUGUUACAAUUCAAGAACUCUUUUUCUCUCAACGCUUCAUCUAAACCCGAUUAUCCUUGGUUUACUAGUAUUUCCUCUUUUUCUGAAUCUUGGAAAAAUAAUACAGACUGUUGCGAGUGGGAUGGUGUCACGUGCGACGACGUGUCCGACUAUGUCAUUGGUGUGGACCUUAGUUGCAAUAAUCUGAAAGGUGAAUUACAUCCCAACAGCACUAUCUUUCAACUUACGCAUCUUCAACAGCUCAACUUGGCUUUUAAUGAUUUUUCUUGGUCAACACUCCAUGAUGGCAUUGGUGAUCUAGUGAGUCUCACACAUCUAAAUCUAUCAUAUUGUGACCUCACAGGUAAUAUUCCUUCAACAAUUUCUCAUUUGUCAAAAUUAGUAUCAUUUGAUCUUAGUAGUUACACUUCUAAGUUGAAAUUCAAUCCAUUCACAUGGAAGAAACUCAUUCUUAAUGCUACUAAUUUAAGAGAGCUUAAUUUAGAUCGUGUCGAUAUGAGUUCAAUAGAAGGUAGCUCUUUGUCUAUCCUAAAGAACUUGUCAUCCUCAUUGGUUUCUCUUAGUCUAAGUGACACUGGGUUGCAAGGAUAUUUGUCAAGUGAAAUUCCUUAUUUCAUAGAUCAGUUGAAGUCUCUUACUUUUUUAGACUUAUCAUGGAACAUUUUUAAUGGAAUGCUUCCUCCAUCUUUGUGGAACCUCACUCAACUUACAUACUUGAACCUUGCUGGAAAUAAUUUUGAGGGUCAGAUCCCAUCAUUACUUUCAACACUUACAAACCUCACUUUCUUACAUCUUGGAUUUAAUAAAUUUAGCGGCAACAUUCCAAAUGUUUUUGAAAAUUUAAUCAAAUUAGAGUAUUUAUCACUUUCUGGUAAUAAACUAGUUGGCCCAAUUCCAAGUGAAAUAAAAAAAAAAUCAAAAUUGAGCAUUGUUUAUUUAAGACAUAACAUGUUAAAUGGAACAAUUCCACAUUGGUGUUAUUAUUUGCCUUCUUUGUUAGAAUUGAGCGUCAACGACAACCAGCUCACAGGAUUCAUUGGUGACUUCUCAACUCAUUCAUUAGAAUAUUUGGAUCUCUCUAAUAACAACUUCCAUGGUCAUUUUCCAAAUUCAAUAUUUAAACUCCAAAAUCUUACUAUCUUAAAUUUGUCAUCAACAAACUUGAGUGGUGUUGUGCAUUUUCACCAAUUUUUAACAUUUAAAAAUCUAGAAUUCCUCAAUCUUUCGCACAAUAGUGCUCUUUCUAUCAACAUUGAUAGCAAAGCUAAAACCCUCCCACCUCACUUUCAAUAUUUAUCGUCAACUAACAGUAAUCGUUUUCCUAAAUUCCUAGCACCACUACCAAAUUUAGAAGUAUUAGAUCUCUCUAAUAGCAACAUUCAUGGGAAAAUUUCCAAAUGGUUUCAAAGUCAUCUCUUAAGCUCGUUGAAGAAAAUUGAACUCAUUGAUCUUAGUUUCAACAAGUUGCAAGGAGAUAUUCCAGUUCCUCCAAAUGGCAUUCAAUACCUUUUACUCUCAAAUAACAAUUUCACAGGAGACAUUCCUUUGUCAUUGUGCAAUGCAAGUUCAUUGGAGGUGCUCAAUUUAGCUCACAACAAUUUAACAGGGACAGUACCACAAUGUUUGGGAACAUUUCCUUUUCUUUCUGUAUUGGAUAUGCAAAUGAACAAUUUCAAUGGAAGCAUGCCUAGAACCUUUUCCAAAGAAAAUAGUUUUGAGACAAUAAAGUUGAAUGGCAACCAAUUGGAAGGACCAGUACCGCGCUCUUUGGCUCGCUGCUCAAAUCUUGAAAUUUUAGACCUUGGAGAUAACAACAUAGAAGAUGCAUUUCCAAAUUGGCUUGAAACUCUACAAGAGUUACGAGUACUCCGUCUCCGAUCAAAAUAA
Molecule: messenger RNA, 2001 nt
Organism: Lathyrus sativus (Indian pea)
Lineage: Eukaryota; Viridiplantae; Streptophyta; Magnoliopsida; Fabales; Fabaceae
Source: the annotation of a GenBank genome assembly